This is a messenger RNA of Cyprinodon tularosa, 1482 nucleotides long. Its product is annotated as endonuclease domain-containing 1 protein-like. The coding region runs from base 58 to 957 and encodes 299 amino acids. The record is from RefSeq and is a predicted model, not a curated record. Gene Ontology annotation, molecular function: hydrolase activity; nucleic acid binding; metal ion binding. Lineage: Eukaryota; Metazoa; Chordata; Actinopteri; Cyprinodontiformes; Cyprinodontidae. The transcript is spliced from 2 exons.
GUGAGGAGUGAGGGAGCCGUUCAUUUGGAGAGGGGACUGUAUGCUCCAGCUUUCAUCAUGUCUGUCUCUAAAACAGAGCAGAACCUUCUGUAUCUUUUCAUUAUCGCGUUGGUGGGAGCAGAGGUCCAGGAGAGCAUCUCCCCCGAGUGUAAGAAGUUCUUGUACAUGGGGACCAUGCCAAGAGGGCUGGAGGAGCAGCCUUUAAAAAAGAUCUGUCAGUACUAUGCGGGCAAGCCACGGUUCUUCACCCUCUAUGACACCUUCAGCCACAUCCCUGUUUACUCUGCGUAUACUUUCAAGCGCUCGGAUGGCUCCAAAGUGGUUGACGUCCCCUGGAUGUAUGAGCCGCAGCUUUCUUUAGUGUCUGGAUCCAGAGAGAUGGAGACGCUCCCUUCUGAACACGUUUACAAGAGUUUUGAAGAUUCUCAGGCUGUGCUUGACGACUACUCCGACUCCGUGAUCUUCGAGCGAGGUCAGUUGAACCCAGACGAGCACCAGGCCGAUCAGGAUGACAAAGCAGCUACCUACACUCUGACCAACGUGGUCCCCACGGUCCGAGAGUUCAACAUCGGUCCUUGGAAAAUGCACCAACACACCAUACGUAAGAGGCUGAACAACUACUGCCGUGGAAACGCUUAUGUGGUCACGGGGAUCACCACCUCAGGCCACACCAUUCGCCGCAAUAACAUCAACCGGCUGGGCAUCCCUACCUAUCUCUGGUCGGCCUACUGCUGCGUGGAUUUUGAUCACAACGCUCCAUACACGGAGCGCACCAAGUUCCCUGCAUUUGCAGCUUAUGGGCUCAAUGACAGGGAGAAUAACAGGGUCCAGGAGAUGACAGUGCAGCACCUGGAGGAGUUUCUGAAGAGGGUAACAUAUGUCAGCAGCUCCUUCCAGAUCUUCUACGAUAACUGUGUGCCUUCCAAUACUGCCAUUGAUCACCUGCAUUUGGCUUAAGAAAAGUAGAUGAGUUAUAAAAGUAGACAGUCUUUACCUUUCAAUUUUAGCAUUUUGAUUUUCUCACAUUACUAAAGUAACAUAUUUCACUUUGUACCAAGCAUGCCUUGUCAGAAGCAUUAGUAACAACAACAGAUAGUUGCAGAUCACAGCUCUUUACCUAAACUGAUAUUUUUUUGUGAUGGUUUUCCAUGAUUUGGUUAUACACAUUACUCAUCAACUCAACCUAACCAAUUUUACUCUCUGCUCACAUUAUCUGUUCUUUUUUUUUAAUCAUAUCUAGCUGACAUGUGAAUGUGAAGGCCUUUUGUUCAGCCAUCACAGAUUAGACUUGUGUUUUACAUUUUCUGUCCCAGCGGCUUUAACUGGAGUAGCUGCUCCUCCACAGCAGCUAAGUCAUAGAAAUAUGUUAAUUUUGACGGGUAAGGAUUUGUUCUUGGUUCUAAGUGAUUGUUCUGAAUUUGUGGGAGACAGCAAGUGCUGCUGUUAUGUUCUAAUUUGAAUAAAUUGAAAUUCAACAUGAAA